This is a messenger RNA of Exophiala mesophila, 1037 nucleotides long. RefSeq lists its product as uncharacterized. Gene Ontology annotation, biological process: ribosomal large subunit biogenesis. The transcript is spliced from 2 exons. Gene Ontology annotation, cellular component: nucleolus. The record is from RefSeq and is a predicted model, not a curated record. The coding region runs from base 153 to 740 and encodes 195 amino acids. NCBI's taxonomy places the organism in Eukaryota, Fungi, Ascomycota, Eurotiomycetes, Chaetothyriales, Herpotrichiellaceae.
GUUUGAACUGGCUUAACGCCUAUUUACGCCAUCAGGCUCUUCCGGCAAGACACUUUCAAAUAGUGAUAACGGUGGAGGCACUCUACAGAUCUAGGGUCAACACAGAAGAUCCUAUCAUCCUGACACCGCCUCAGUGAGGCAGAACAGGAACCAUGAGAAUCGAAACCUGCCAUCUAUGUUCUCGACCGGUCUACCCAUCCAAAGGCAUCACAUUCGUCCGCAACGAUGCCAAAGUCUUCCGAUUCUGUCGAUCGAAAUGUCACAAGAACUUUAAGAUGAAGCGACAACCGCGCAAGCUGAAGUGGACCAAGACAUCGCGAGCUCUGCGCGGCAAGGAAAUGAUUGUCGACCAGAACCUACUACUCUCACAAUUCGCCAAACGACGCAACGUCCCGGUCAAGUACGACCGCAAUUUGGUGGCGGCAACCAUGAAGGCCAUGGAAAGGAUCGAGGAGAUCAGAGCACGUCGCGAGAGAGUCUACACAAGGAGGAGACUCAGUGGCAAAGCUCAAAGAGAGGCCAAGAAGAGGCAGGAUCUCAAGGUCGUCGCUCAAGGCGAACAUCUCAUCCGGAAGGAAUUGGCAGACCUCGAGGCCGCCAGGGCAGAGAUGGAGCCCAUGGUCGAGAAGGUCAAGUUGGAGAUGGAGAGCAGUCGACUGGUGGGACAAGAGAGAUUACGGCAGAAGAAGAGGAAAAUGCUGGUGGGCGGUGGUACGGAAGAAGACAUGGAUGUCGACUGAGCCUUCAUUGCAGCAAAAUGGGCAUCGCAUCCAUGGUUCUGGUUACGUGUUACGAUAUUUGGCGUUGUCGGCGUUUGAGGCCACACAACGCAUUUGCUCCAAGUGGUAUUCAUUACUAUGGAAAGCCAACAUGGAAAAUGUUCAUCCUCAUCAAUCCUCUGUUCCUUUCUGUUGCACAAUUGGAGGGGCUUCAGCAUCUGGGCCCCUUGUAUUUGACAUGAGACUUUGCAGGAAGGCCCAAAUUAUCCUCGAAGCAGUCCAUUCAUCCUAUCGAUAAUGAUCAUGCACAAUAUAUUC